UAAUGAUUAGCCCCCUCUCGUGGCUGAUUCUAGGGAAAAAACAAGAUGGCAGCGCCCAUAGACGGCAUUGAAUGUGAGUCGGACAGUCUGCAGAUUCGUCUUGAAUUUAGUGGUGGAGCAGAACUUCUUGUUGAUAAAAUAAAGCAGCAUGACAUCAUCCUAGAUACUUCAAAUGGUUCAAAGUGGAAUAUAAGAAGAUUGAUAUCGUGGAUCAAAGACAAUUUGCUGAAAGAGAGACCGGAACUCUUUGUCCAGAAUAACACAGUGAGACCGGGCAUAUUGGUUCUGGUGAAUGAUGCGGAUUGGGAGUUAGUGGGAGAAUUGGACUACACCCUUCAACCCAACGAUCGGAUAGUGUUCAUUUCAACACUUCAUGGAGGGUAACAGAACAACUGCACCAAAUCGUGACAUCAUUUCUAUAUCUAAGGCAGAGGGCCAGUUGCAGUAUGGCGAAUAUUGCCAUGGUAACAACUUGUGGUCUGAAAUAUUGGAUUGCGAGCUUCAAGAGAAAAGCAUUUACAUGAGUAAGUCAAGCAAUUUGGAGGUAAAUUGAAAUUGAAAUUAAACUAUCCCUUUCUGUCGUCUCUUCCAAAAAAAAAGUUUGACAAGAACAGAUCGAGCAAAAGCAACCUCCAAAAACAAAUACAGAAGUAAAAAUACCUGCAAAUAGGCACAAACCAGACAAGUCUCAAGACCCAAAGUAAAGCUACUUGUUUAUAGUUACCAUGUUCACAUGCACUUUAUAUUUGAUUAUAUAGUUGUUUUACAUUUCGUCAAAGAAAACAAAUUACAAAUUUCAGCCACAGAUUUUCCACUAAUUCACUUUUUUUUCAUUAUACACAUGAUAAAGGAGUGUUGAUGUAGCCUAUGUAAUAUACAAAGACUUGAUAAUUACAAUAUUUGGUUACAUUAAGAAUUUGUACACAAUGUAAAGAGAGAACGCUCUUCCUAGUUUGAUAACAAUGAGAAGAUCUUACAAUGCUUUCUGAAUCUACAUUUUCUGUUGCAGGCAUACAUGCAUGUCAUUGUCUUGAGUAAAACCAAUUGGUUUCAGAGAAAUGGACAAUUCUAUUUUAUAAAUGUAACAAGACUCUUUGAAUAGGGUUUGAAAAGGUACAUGUAGUUAUAUAUUUAGGUAAGGUAACCACUUUUUCAUAAACUUGGGUUCAGUUUGUUUGA
Messenger RNA from Acanthaster planci (crown-of-thorns starfish), 1179 nucleotides. Its product is annotated as ubiquitin-related modifier 1-like. Gene Ontology annotation, biological process: tRNA thio-modification. The record is from RefSeq and is a predicted model, not a curated record. Gene Ontology annotation, cellular component: cytoplasm. NCBI's taxonomy places the organism in Eukaryota, Metazoa, Echinodermata, Asteroidea, Valvatida, Acanthasteridae.